Molecule: messenger RNA, 753 nt
Organism: Scophthalmus maximus (turbot)
Lineage: Eukaryota; Metazoa; Chordata; Actinopteri; Pleuronectiformes; Scophthalmidae
Product: gamma-crystallin M3-like
Exons: 2
Coding region: 191-727 (178 amino acids)
Biological process (GO): visual perception; lens development in camera-type eye
Molecular function (GO): structural constituent of eye lens
Source: RefSeq, a predicted model, not a curated record
CGCAGGUUGUUGGACAGAUUCCCACCAACACAGAUCAUCAAACAUGGGCAAGGUACAGUGUGUAGAGAGAGAAGGGAAGCAGGAAACAAGAGCUUUUCGGUUCAGGAGAAACUUAUGCAAACAAGUAGAAAGAAUGAUAAAAUAAGAGACAGACACGAGAGAGUGCAAUCUUUCAAAAGUUCAUUUUAAAAUGUCUUUUUCUUUCCUGCAGAUCAUCUUCUACGAGGACAGGAACUUCCAGGGUCGCUCCUAUGAGUGCAUGACCGACUGCUCGGACAUGACCUCCUACCUGAGCAAGUGCAGCUCCUGCCGGGUGGAGAGCGGCUGCUUCGUGGUCUACGAUCGUCCCAACUACCUGGGAAACCAGUACUUCCUGAGGAGAGGGGAGUACUCGGACUACGUGGCCUUUGGCAUGAGUGACUCUAUGCGAUCCUGCCGUUUAAUUCCUCAGCACAGAGGCUCCUACAGGAUGAAGAUCUUCGAGAGGGAGAACUUCCAGGGCCAGAGUCACGAGCUGAUGGACGACUGCGACAACAUCACGGAGCGCUACCGCAUGUCCGACUGCCAGUCCUGCAACGUGAUGGACGGCCACUGGCUGAUGUACGAGCAGCCCCACUACCGGGGCAGGAUGCUGUACCUGAGUCCCGGGGAGUACCGCAACAUGAGGGACGCGGGCUACAGCAGCAUGAGGUUCAGCUCCGUCAGGCGUAUAAUGGAUUCCUGUUGAAGCCGGGUUCAAAAAAUGUGCUGUCG